This is a messenger RNA of Cladophialophora psammophila CBS 110553, 1068 nucleotides long. RefSeq lists its product as uncharacterized. Gene Ontology annotation, cellular component: transcription factor TFIID complex; nucleus. The transcript has a single exon. The record is from RefSeq and is a predicted model, not a curated record. Gene Ontology annotation, biological process: transcription initiation at RNA polymerase II promoter; RNA polymerase II preinitiation complex assembly. Bases 1 to 1068 code for a protein of 355 amino acids. Lineage: Eukaryota; Fungi; Ascomycota; Eurotiomycetes; Chaetothyriales; Herpotrichiellaceae. Gene Ontology annotation, molecular function: protein heterodimerization activity; transcription coactivator activity.
AUGGCCAGCUCACCUCCGUCCCCGUUUCCCACAAGCCUCCCGAACCCAAAGAAGCGAGCAUCGGUGAGUUCACAGGCAUCGGCGCAAGGAGCGUCCAAAAGGCCGAAGCUGCAUCCUCUCAGACAAACGUCAUUUCCUGCUCAAGAUGCAAGUGGACGCUAUGGUCCCGCGGUCACCAGCGCCCGCUCCGAAACUGGUAGCGUCGCAAAUAGUCUCUUGUCCGGAGUGAGCGGUAAAGUCCCGGGCCGCGGAAGAGGAAGACCUCGAAAAUCACAACAAAUCAACGACGAAGAUGCUCGCUCUGCACGUCAGGCGCCAGCAGAUACAGCUAGCCAGGUUGAAAGUAGUUCACGAAAUGCCGGUCGCGGAACGAAGUCGGUGGUCAGCGCUCGCUCAGGUGCAGCUGAGCAGGAAGAGGAUGACGAAGGUGAUAUUGACGGCAUGUUUGAGACCAUGGAUGAGCAAGAGAGACGGCAAGCUGAAGAAGAGGAAACACGACAGGAGCAGCGCCGUGAGCGGCUGGCUGAUACACUUGACACAGACCAAUAUGCGCGAUACAAUCAGUGGCGGGCUCUUUCACUCAACCUCUCCACAGUGAGGCGGCUGGUCAAUUCUGUCGUUUCGCAGUCGGUCACGUCUGCUCCUCUGCAAGCAGUUAGAAUCUACGGCAAAUGGUUUGUGGGCGAGAUUGUGGAAAGGGCGCGUGAAGUGCAGAUCGAAUGGGCAAAGGCGUACGAGGAGACGCGAAAGGAGGAAUGGGAUCGCCGGCAGCAGGAGCUAGAGGACCGGGAGAAGAAGCAGAAGGAAGGCAACAUUUCCGAUCAACAGUUCCGGCUGUUGGCAACAGAGAUUGAGCGACUGAGGAGGGAAGUGGAGGAAUACAUACCAAAUCCACACAAGGGGGGGCUUUUGCCGGAUCACCUUCGAGAGGCUUUGCGGAGAUACAAGGCUGACGGUGAAGGCGGAGGUGUCGGAUUUGAAGGGUCGAGCCACGGUCUACUGGGAGUGCAGGGGCCGGUGGCCUGGACAGUUGGCGAUGGUGCGUCUGGCCGACGACUCUUGAGAUAG